CACAUUUCUUCUCAUUUCACAUACCCAAACCUCAAAAGGUCUCCCAAAAUAUCCAAAAAAUGAAGAAUCUCGCAAUUCUUGCUGCCUUGAUUCUCUUCUCAAGCUGUGUCAUAUCUCAAGUCACAGCAAAAGAUUUGGAAUCGUUACGUACUGAAGAGCUCCAAUGGUGGCAUUACCACCAUUUCUACCCUUACUUUCACCCUAAGCCACACUGGCCGUUCCCCACCACCGGAAAGGCCCUCCCACCACUCCCGGCUGGCUUCCACCCAAUUCAAUUCCAUCCACCACCGGUUGUAGCUAAAUGCUUGUCCGAUUGCAAGGACGUGAGGACAUGUGUUGCGGAUAUUGCUAAAGCUUUCUUCACCCGCAAACCCGCUAUUGGGUUGGAUUGUUGUGCCUCGAUCCAGAAGAUGGAUGAAGAUUGCCAGAAGACUGUCUUUGGAGCGUAUCACAACCCUUUCUUUGACUGCUUAGUUAAGCUACAUUGCUCCACCAAAGCUGGAUCCACUCCUUCUGCUCCUUCGCCAGCUUAGGGAGAAGUGAGUAUUGUUGUUUCUUAAUUAGUAGUUUUUUUUUUAGUUAUGUUUUCUUUCUUUUUCACUUUCUAUUAUGUUACGC
Messenger RNA from Camelina sativa (false flax), 618 nucleotides. RefSeq lists its product as uncharacterized. Lineage: Eukaryota; Viridiplantae; Streptophyta; Magnoliopsida; Brassicales; Brassicaceae. The record is from RefSeq and is a predicted model, not a curated record. Gene Ontology annotation, biological process: double fertilization forming a zygote and endosperm; regulation of double fertilization forming a zygote and endosperm; regulation of protein localization to cell surface. Gene Ontology annotation, cellular component: extracellular region; vesicle.